AUGAAAAACUUGUAAAUUUUUAAUUAACUUACAUUAGCUUGAUAAAAUUAAGUUUAAUGUGAAUUAUAAUAAUGUAAAAUUAUCUUGAUUAUCUUGAAACAUAGCUGGGCUUUAAAACAACACAAUUUGAAGUUCAUUAUAAGUUUACUCCUUUCAUUUCAAAAAUACCAAUUGGGUAUUUAAAAUGACUGUAAAAACAAGGUUUUUCAAAAUUUGCAUAAAUUUUGUGUUUUUGUCAUUAAUUACAUUUUUUUUGUUUUCUUACUGUUUUUAUGUUGGUCGGUCGAGUUACUGACGAUAAAUUUUCCUUUGCUUCAGAAUCGCGGUAAGUUGUUUCAUCAAAGUUUUUUUUAAUUUACGGUUAUAAUUGCACAUUACAGUCUGAAUUAUACAACUUGAGUGAUUUUGUAACGAUAUUAAUCUUGUCAGUACAUUAACCGAUUUACUCAUUUUAGCUGAAGCGAGAAAUGCAUGUACAUAGUCUGGGAUCUGAAAAGUCCUCGUUUCAUACAGGUAUCGAAUUGUCCAGACGCGGUGACAGCGAAGUACUGAUGAAACAAGCAGCUGAAAGCCUAUCACAAAUUUUGAUGACUGCCCAAAGCAACAGUUUAGUCAACGUUGCACGAAAAAAGAACGCCACUUUGUUUACACAAGUAAUUUUUAAGAUUGUCUAAACCAGAAGAGAAAGUUUUUCGACUUAAGACUAUAAAGCAGUCAAUUUUUUAUAUUGAAGACUUUUAUUAAAAUUUCAACCAGUUUGGGUGCUUUUUUUACUUAAUUCAUAUAAUAAUGCACGUUUUGUUUUUUAUGACUAUAAAAUGAUAUAUUAUUGUAUUUUUAGAAAACACAAAAUGAUAUAGGCCAUUCUGACUUGGAGCCUAAAAAAGCGAAUUCAGAAAUAAAAAUUUCCGAGGAAGAGAACAAUCGAAUUUCGGUUGAAGAAUGUAACGCCGUUUUAAAAACUUUAAAGGUAAGUCUAUUUUGGAAAUUUUCAUUACCCUCUAAUACAAUUUUUACAUUUAUUUAUCAAAUUUAUAUUUUACUCUUCAUUAUAAUACAACAUUAUAGUUCACUUAUUUUUUCUUGCACGUGUAACGAUUUUUAAUAAAUCAUUUUGUUUUGUAAUUCAGUUUGGACCUCAAAGCCUGCAUUAUGUUGUGUUGAAGAAAAUAGCGUCAGGAGGAUUUUCGUCAGUUUACGGGGGUUAUGAAAAGUCCUCACCUACAAAGUCGUUAGCUGUCAAAAGGGUAAACGUGGAAAAAGACGAAACAUUGAAGGCACAACUAUUGUUUGAAGCAGAAGUUUUGGCACGGCUAGGCGCAAACAAGUAUACAAUAGAAAUGUAUGAUCAUGCAGUUGUUGGAAACGAGUUGUUUUUGAUAUUAGAACUUGGGUCGGAAGCUUUUAUUGACUACUUGUGCAAGUAUCAACGGAAUAGGUCGGACAUUGAGCACAAGUUUAUACGCAAGUACUUUAGACAAAUGGUCAGGGCAUGCGAGUUCAUUCAUCAUAAAGGUAAGGCAUUCCUACUUAUGCAUUUUGCAUUCGUUCCUGGUCGAUAAAUUUUUCCGGCUAAGUACACAAUAAAAAUUUUUACAUAAAUAUAUGUAGACGUUGUUCACUGCGACGUCAAAGGGGACAAUUUUAUUCGAAUGCCGAACGGUCGUCUAAAACUCGUGGAUUUCGGAUGUGCCGCUUUGAUCGGAUGCAUGAAUGAAGGUGUUUACAGACGCCGUCGACUGGGCACAAAGCAUUACAUGUCUCCUGAGUACAUUAAACACUCAUAUGCGUCUCGUGCACUGGAUGUUUGGUCGUUGGGAUGCAUCUUGUACGAUAUAAUACACGAAAAAACGCCGUUCGACUCCGCCAAAGAUGUGCGAAAAGCGAUUAUUGAAAGCGAGCCCGAUAUUUCGCUUGUUACUGACAUUGACAUGGUGCACAUAUUAGGGGUAAAAUUUUGAAUGUUUUGUUUUUUUUAUUUUUUGUUUAAUUUGUCUAUUAUAUUAACUUUUAGAUGAUGUUUGAACGAGAUCAUCACGAAAGAAUUACUUGUCGUCAACUUACUCAAGAAACCUACUUUUCAAGUAAGUAUAUUACAAAAGUUAUCAUUUUCUCAGUACUACACAACUUUAGAUGUGUGGUUAGUAUUUUGUAUGGUAUUAUAAUUUUUUUUAUUAAUAAAUCAAAAUUGUUUUUAGGAACAGACGAAGAACCUACUGUGCCUAUUGUAAGAAACGACACCAAGACUGUAAAAAUAUCUGCACCAUCCAUUCGCCUAAAUGAAGAAUUGUCAAAGAUUUGA
Messenger RNA from Bursaphelenchus okinawaensis, 2302 nucleotides. NCBI's taxonomy places the organism in Eukaryota, Metazoa, Nematoda, Chromadorea, Rhabditida, Aphelenchoididae. The record is from the annotation of a GenBank genome assembly.